Molecule: messenger RNA, 5370 nt
Organism: Castor canadensis (American beaver)
Lineage: Eukaryota; Metazoa; Chordata; Mammalia; Rodentia; Castoridae
Source: RefSeq, a predicted model, not a curated record
UUCCCGGCGGCCCUCGGGGCGGGCGGGCUGCAGUAGCGGCGGCUUUUCGACGCUGAGAGCUCGCUAGCUCGCUCGCUGGGCGGGCGGGCGGCGCGAUGUCUGGGGAGGACGGCCCGACGGCAGGCCCGGGAGCGGCGGCAGCAGCCGCCCGGGAGCGGCGGCAGGAGCAGCUUCGGCAGUGGGGAGUGCGGGCGAGCGCCGAGCAGGGCCCCGGGGAGCGGCGUGCCCGUACCGUCCGCUUCGAGAGGGCCGCCGAGUUCCUGGCGGCCUGUGCAGGCGGAGACCUGGACGAGGCGCGCCUGAUGCUGCGGGCGGCGGAUCCCGGCCCCGGCGUGGAGUCCGACCCCGCCGCCUCGCCGCCCGCCCGCGCCGUGCUCGACUCCACCAACGCCGACGGCAUCAGCGCCCUGCAUCAGGCCUGCAUCGAUGAGAACCUGGAGGUGGUGCGCUUCCUGGUGGAGCAGGGUGCCACUGUGAACCAGGCAGACAACGAAGGCUGGACACCCCUGCAUGUAGCUGCCUCCUGUGGGUACCUGGACAUUGCCAGGUACCUCCUGAGCCAUGGGGCCAACAUCGCCGCUGUCAACAGUGAUGGGGACCUGCCCCUGGACCUGGCCGAGUCAGAUGCCAUGGAGGGGCUGCUGAAGGCAGAGAUUGCCCAACGAGGUGUGGAUGUGGAGGCAGCCAAGCGGGCUGAGGAAGAGUUGCUGCUUCAUGACACCAGGUGCUGGCUGAAUGGGGGUGCCAUGCCAGAGGCCCGGCACCCCCGCACUGGGGCCUCUGCCCUGCAUGUGGCCGCUGCCAAGGGCUACAUUGAGGUGAUGAGGCUGCUCCUCCAAGCUGGCUAUGACCCAGAGCUUCGGGAUGGAGAUGGCUGGACCCCCCUGCACGCAGCAGCCCACUGGGGUGUGGAGGAUGCUUGCCGCCUGCUGGCUGAGCAUGGUGGAGGCAUGGACUCGCUGACCCACGCGGGUCAGCGUCCUUGUGACCUGGCUGACGAGGAAGUACUGAGCCUAUUGGAAGAAUUGGCCCGGAAACAGGAGGAUCUUCGGAACCAAAAGGAUGCCUCUCAGAGCAGAGGCCAAGAGUCCCAGGGACCCUCCAGCAGCAGACACAGGAGGAGCUCUGUGUGUCGCCUGAGCAGCCGUGAGAAGAUCUCCCUCCAGGAUUUGUCUAAGGAGCGCCGGCCUGGUGGGGCAGGGGAGCUCUCCAUUCGGGAUGAGGAUGAGGGAGAAGAAGGCCCCACAGAACAACUCCAUACAGAACUGAGAGCCCUCAAUGGAGUUUCUUCCCUGCCGUCCCCUGGCCCUAAGAGCUCAGUGCUGCCAGAAGAGGCCUCCCUCUCCAGGCGGUUUGGCCUCCAGAAGACAGGCAGCUCUGGUUCCCUCGGUCCCCCAGAAAGGCGGGGGGCUGAAGGAGCUUCUGAAGCUGGGCUGCAGCGUUCAGCUUCCUCCUCUCGGCUGGAAGGGACCUCCAGUCAGGUGGGUGGGGUGAGUUGGCAGGGCCUAGUCCCUGCCUUGAGGUGGAGAAUAUCCUUUCCUACUCUUCUCUCCCUGCAGGCCAAGGAACCCCGUCUUGCCAGAAUUACCCCUACCCUCUCCCGGAGGGUGCCAGAGCCCUCUGCCCUGUCUGAGAUGGCCAAGCCUCCUCCCCUGGAGAGCUCCACUCCUCCGUUCAGGAAGGAGCCUGGAUCCCCAGUGAAGCUAAAUGUCCCCACAGCCUCUGCUGCAUCCCUAGCAGACUCCCGAGACCGUCGGAGGUCCUACCAGAUGCCCGUGCGGGAUGAGGAGUCUGAAUCCCAGCGGAAAGCUCGCUCCCGCCUCAUGCGCCAGUCUCGGAGGUCCACACAGGGUGUGACUCUGACAGACCUGAAGGAAGCAGAGAAGGCUGCAGGAAAGGCCCCAGAGCAAGAGAAGUUGUCCCUGGUGAGCCUGGACCCUUCUAGGAGGCCUCGUGUCCCUGGAGUGGAGAACUCUGAGGGCCCUGCCCAGAGAGCAGAGGCGCCCGAUGGGCAGGGCCAGGGACCACAGGUGUCCAGAGAGCACCGCAAGAUUGGCAAGGAGCGUAGGGGGCCUGCAGAGGGUGAGGAGGCGGAGCCAGCAGACUGCAGCCCUGAAUGCAGCACUUCUGAUGGUGGUCCCUUGGCCCGCAGGCAGCGAUCACAGCGGGACCUCUGCCUAGAACCUGAGCCAGAACCCGAACAGCCCGAUGGGGGCUUCAGGAAGCUGUAUGCAGAGCUGCGCAAAGAGAAUGAGCGGCUUCGUGAGGCUCUGACGGAAACCACGCUGAAGCUGGCGCAACUCAAGGUGGAGCUUGAGCGGGCCACACAGCGGCAGGAACGCUUCGCUGAAAGGCCUGCCCUCCUGGAGCUAGAGAGAUUUGAGCGCAGGGCCCUGGAGCGCAAGGCAGCAGAGCUGGAGGAGGAGUUGAAGGCCCUGUCUGACCUCCGGGCUGACAACCAGCGGCUCAAGGAUGAGAAUGCAGCGCUGAUCCGUGUCAUCAGCAAACUAUCCAAGUGACUCUGCAGGAGUCCCCGCACCCGUAUUUAUACAGCUGCUUCUGACACACGCACCCCUUCCCCCAUGUGAACGAGUGACAGGGUUCUGGGGGAAGUCGCUGAGAAGCCAUAACCACCUCUUGGGACCUCAGGAUCUGGAAGGAAGCAGAGUCCCCUGGAUCCAAUGGGGCCUCUGAGGCCAGGAAGGAGGUGGGAGGCAGAGCCAGGUAGGGGGAUGUUGCCAAGGGGACCAGGGAUGGAGAUGGGACCAGGAAGGAAGCAAGGACCAAGAAGUGCAAGGAUCAAUAGCCAGGACCAGAGUACUGCCCUGGGGGGUCCCACCUCACAUGUGAUACCACCCCAGCACCGUUCCCCUCCUGAGCAGAGCUCCAGGAUGUGCCAAGAGUCCCGCCGGCCUCUGCCAGGUGGGCCUGUAUAUAGGGUCCAUGUGCAAUAGGGAGGAAUGUCUUCUAUUUUUUGCUGCCCCCUCCCCACCCAUUGUCUGAGGAGGGGGGAAGGUAUUUUCGAGGUAAAGCACAGGCGCCACAAAUAAAAGUCAUGACAUUGCCACUCAGUGACAUCAUCCCCAGCCAGGGGUGGGGUGCUGUUUCUUUGAUUCUCAGCUUGUGUGUGUCCGUGACCAAACUACUGGGCCGUCUGGGAGGGGUGAAGGAGUUUGCUUACAGGUAGGGGGCAGGGGCUUUGGAACAAGCAACCAGUUGGAGCAAAGGCCCACAGCCAGGCUGAAGCGAUCACAGGGGAGGUAGGAGGGUCAGCUGGACAGGACUAUUGGACCAUGGGGGCUGUGAAUAUGGGGCAGGGGAGUCAAUUGCUGACAUUUAACAUUUGGGAUAAUUUGCAUGAAAGAUCUGGAGCUUGGCUUUUGGAAACAGGAAGCUGUGGCAAUAGGAGGGCUUCAGUUCUGCAUGGCAGCAGUGGCUGGAGUAGAGCAGGAGGAGCAGUCAUCGCUCACCCAUUCAGUAGUUGUGGACGUACUCCACAGCCAGGUCCUGGUCCACCUACUGCUGUUUUGUAGGGAUCAAGAUGGACCCAGAUCUAGUGCACUCUAGGAGGGGAUGCAGCCAGUGACACAUUUCAGGUGGUAGUGCUAUGGGAGAAGCAGCAGAGAAAGGGGAUAGGGAGGUGUGUGUGUGUGUGUGUGUGUGUGUGUGUGUGUGUGUAUACAUGUGUGCAUGCACAUGUGUGUAUUUUGUGCAGGAUGGUCUGAGACAGGUAGGCCUCAAGGAAAAGCUGGUACAGGCAGAUAUUUGAAUGACAGGGAGUGAGGGAAGUCCUUUGGAUGGUGAGAACUGCAUAUGCAAAGGCUGUGGGGCAGAAGUGGGCCUGACAUUGAGGUGCAGUAGGAAGCCAUACUGGCUGGAAGGAAGUAACAGGGGAUGAAGUUAAAUAAGUGACAGCUGCUGUGUAGGAACUGGAGCUCUGAGGCUUGAUUACCAGGCCUUCAUCUGACUUGGGUUUUAACAGUAUCCUCUGGCUGCUGCACUGAGAAUAGACUGGGAGUAGCAGGUGAUGGAUAGACUGACCAGCUAAGGGUGAGAUCCCAGUAAGAGAUUGUGGCUCAGACUUGUGAGCCACAAUGGAGAGGUGAGAAGAGGUCAGACCCAGGAACACUGGGAUGUUUCCAUGGCUUGUGUGUUCAUUAGGUCACUCAUCUGUGCCUGGACUAUGGCAGCCAGAGAGGCUUGUUGGGGAGGCAGAGCAUUGGAACCGCUUGCAUUUCUGCUUUUUCUACUGGAAAUGAGGGGUAGCAGCUGGGCAUGAUGGGACAUGCCUUCAAAUCCCAGCACUGGGAAGGCCAAGGCAGGGGGAUUGCCAAGUGGAGGCCAACCUAGGCUACACGGCGAGACCCCCAAAACUAAACGAGGAUGUGAGGGGUGGCACCCCAGGCAAUGAUUGAAUACCACAAAGCCAGGGUACUCCAGGAAGCAGAUGGCUGGAGCCUGGCAGUCACAGGCCAUCAACUGCUGUGCUGGAGCUUAGAUUUCGUCUCAUGGGUCACAGGAAGUCAAGAGACAUGGGCACUGAUGUGAGAAGGAGUCCUGGAGAUCUGUGGCCCGGGUGUCAGAGGGAAAGGGAAAUGCAUCAAUGUGGGGACUGAAUGAGGCUCCUGUCUGUCCCAGGCUGUUUCUGAUUCUGUCUGAUCUUGGGAGAGUGCCAUCUGGUGGCACAGGUAAAAAACAGCGCCAAGAGGUGCUGGAGACUCUUGAUGCUGGUGGGGCCUGGGCGGUGGGUGCUACCAGGAUGCACCCAGGAGGGGCCACGACAGGGAGAGCAAGGGCCAUUCUUCCUUAAGUUGGAGGACCGAAAAAGGGUGGGAUCCAGAGAUAACCAGCCCUCACCAGCCACCCGGAUAUGACAAGUCGUUGGGCUUGCCAGAGGGAAAAGGAGCUAGUAGUUCUUGAGGGGGCAGGAAGUUUACAGGUAGUAUUUCAUAGGGCUAGCAGCCCGCGGCAUGCUUAGGAGGCAGCCAGUUGUCCAUGGCUAGACCUCUGGUAGAAGGUUGGGAUAAGACAGAAGUGGGUGCUGGGAUAGUAGACUGGAAGAUGAGGACAGGGCUCCCCAGAGUGGGUAUUUGAGCUGGGCCAGGAAGACUGAAUAGGAAUUCAUCAGGCAGAGAAAAGCUGUUCCCACCAGCAGAAGCAGCAGGUGCGUAGUCCCUCGGCUAAAUGAAGGGUUCAGAGUGGAGAAGAGCAGGACCGUAAUGCGGGGGGAAUAAGGUGGUGAGCGAUGGGGCAAGAGAGGCUGGGAGGCAAACAUUCCAGGACCCAAAGCAAGGCUAUGGGUGGCUAAGGGAGCAUUGAGAAGCCAGGAAGGGAUGCACAGAAGAGCAGGCUGAGCUGGAGGACAGAAUG